UCGGAUCUUCCUUUCGUAGAAAUUAUUCCCAUAUAAUUCGGUCAUGGUUUAUUGAAAUACGUACUUUCCUGCCGAAAUUUAAAACCUGUCUGUUUUUGAACAACUGUAAGCGGUUUUUGACGCUUAUAAACUCAAAGCAAAGAAAAGUGGGUUGCAGUGCUGUCACAUGUCCUAUAAAUAACACCGAAAGUUUUGUUUUGAUGUGUCAGUAUGAAGGCGGGCAGGAUAUUUUGAGUCCGUAUAAAUCAGGUCAGCCAUGUUCAAAGUGUACAGAAGAGGAAACCUUUUGUGAUCGUGGACUAUGUGUUUCUUGCAGUUCAUCAAAUCAGAAUUGUGAUUGUAGGAAAUCAUGUGGCAAGCCUGGUCUUGGAUAUGGACAUCUGAACAGUACAACGUGUACAUGUAACUGUGAAUAUGGAAUGGGUCCGAACUGUGAUGAGCCUUGCCAGAAUCCAGAACAGUACUUAGAUUAUGAUAUAUGUGGGACUGUUACUCCAGAAAACUGCUUAACAGAUGAUCAAGAUGAACGAGAUAUGCUGGCUGAAUUCUGUCCAGAACAGUGUGUGUGUAACAAGGCACCGGAAUAGACUACCAGUGGUGAUGAGAGUGAAAGAAUGUCAUAGUUUCAAAUAGUUUCUGUAAUGCACAAAUACCUAAAUAUAGGGAAAAUUCAGUAACUUCACAACGAUAUUUCAUAUUCGAGUGUUAAAAUGUGUACAGUUUACAUUAAAUGUUAAAAAGUGCAAGUGGAAAUGUUACCCGAGACUCACUUAUGUCAAAAACAUUUUUUUGGAAAUUUAUAUGUUAUACAUUGUUAAGCCCACCAUAUUAUCCUUAUCCGAAACAAUUUAUUAAUAUAUUGUAUCACGCUUCAACAAGAUAAAUAGAUUUCACAAGAAAUGUUACUUUAUACGUGUUUUGUUUUUAGUUAAAAUAAAUAGUUAACAAAUUUAAUAAUAUGUUUCGUUAACAAAACAUUUGUUUUGUUUACCUGUCAAUUAAAAGUUCUUUUCAGAAAAUUAGUCCCAAAAUAAACAGUUAAAUUGUCUUUCUGUAUGCAUUACUAUCGUGUGAUUUGUUUUACACAUUGGACUUGAUUUAGAGAAAUGAUGAUAUUUUUAUGUUCCUACUAUUUUGUAAUUAAAUAAUUAUGGGAGGCCUGUUAAGAAAAUAGAUGACAAAAAAUAUUUGUUUAUGUGUUGUGUCUAUUUGCUAAAAUGUAAAUGAUGCGUGCAAUAUUUUAUAUUGUAAUUUUUUAAUUAAAAGAUACUUUUGUUCAUGCACUGUUUUCAUGCUCAAUGUUUUUUUUAUGAAAACACGACAAGUUAAUUUGUGGUCUUGUGAAUACGUUAACUUUUUUAUUCAAAUUGUAUCAGUGAUACAAACAAAACAGAUUAAACAUAUUUCGCCUUA
Molecule: messenger RNA, 1413 nt
Organism: Mytilus californianus (California mussel)
Lineage: Eukaryota; Metazoa; Mollusca; Bivalvia; Mytilida; Mytilidae
Exons: 7
Coding region: 201-587 (128 amino acids)
Source: RefSeq, a predicted model, not a curated record